Messenger RNA from Penicillium subrubescens, 558 nucleotides. RefSeq lists its product as uncharacterized. The transcript is spliced from 6 exons. The record is from RefSeq and is a predicted model, not a curated record. The coding region runs from base 1 to 558 and encodes 185 amino acids. NCBI's taxonomy places the organism in Eukaryota, Fungi, Ascomycota, Eurotiomycetes, Eurotiales, Aspergillaceae.
AUGUCUCAGGUAAAGAAGCAUUCGGCGUACCAGCGCUACCGGUUGCUUUCAAAAGAUGAUCUUGAGCUGCCUAACCUGCUACUAAAUGAAAAUGGAAAUGGGGAGUUAUUCAUUGGUGAGGUGUAUUGCCGGGUUCAGGGUUGUACAAAUGGGCAUCAAUUUCAAACUACGAACCAUCUACGUAAGCAUAUUGCAAAGAUGCAUACUCAGAUGACCCUUGAAACUUCAGGUCAAAGAGGCGGCCGCCCAACGAAGCCUGAGGAGGCAAAAGCAAUUGCAUUCUAUAUACAAAUAAUCGCAGAUUACGAUAUCCGCCAUGCAGAUGAUCAUACGAAGUUACUAGACCUUCCGCUUCGUAAGGAUGGCAAAGGUGUUCUUGUGACUAUGAUGAAAAAGAUGGUUAAGGAUGAGGGCCUCCCAAUUCCUUGUGAACAGUGUAUCCUUGAUGGAAAGCAGAAGGUUCUUCUAAUUCCCUUCGCAUCCGUUGCUCAAUCUCAGCUGCUUGCAGCUGUGCUUGAGACUGAAGAUAUCGAGAUACCUCGAGUUGUGCAGCGAUGA